Fusarium verticillioides 7600 is the source of this 837-nucleotide messenger RNA. RefSeq lists its product as hypothetical. Lineage: Eukaryota; Fungi; Ascomycota; Sordariomycetes; Hypocreales; Nectriaceae. The record is from RefSeq and is a predicted model, not a curated record. Bases 1 to 837 code for a protein of 278 amino acids. The transcript has a single exon.
AUGACUGCCCCCGCCCCUGUACACGAGCUCGAGCACGGUUCUCGCAACUCAACCGGCACAUGGACUCCUUUUAAUUGGGAUGACCCCCUCCACGGUGCUCAGUCAAAGGGUGAGGUUGUCACCAUCCGCACUGGAGGCACAACUGGCGGCAAUCUGGCAGCUGGUCUGUGGCGGACAGGGCCUGGCAUUGCUGGGUGUAACGAUGAUGGCACUGUCGAUAUCGUCUACUCGGCUCCCCUUGGUGACGAGACCAUGGUUCUGCUAGAGGGUUCCGCAGAUGUCCUGGCUACAGCUUCAGGCAAGAAAUACCACUUCAAGGCGGGAGAUAUCCUGGCGCACCCUAAGCACCUCGACCUCAAGUGGCAUGUCCACGGACCGUUCCUGAAGAAGUUCUGGGUUAUUUGGGAUGCCCCUGUUGAGGGUACCAAGAGUGACGAGCUGUUCGUCGGCAAUAUUAACGACAACCCUGAUGACUGGGCGCCAUAUACCUGGGAUGAGCCAGGAAAAGGAUCACAGACGGCAGGCGAGCUGAGAUUAGUUCGAAAGACGGGGUCUACGGGUCUCCUCAAUGUCGGUGUCUGGCGAAGUGGACGAGGGCUACCAGGCGCAACGGCCGAUGGGACGACUACCUUUGAGUACAGCUCUCCUCUUGGAGAUGAGACUAUCAUGGUCCUCGAGGGUGAGAUCAAGAUUGAGGAGCACGAGAGUGGAAAGGUACAUAGCUUCAAGGGCGGAGAUAUCUUUGCGCUGCCAUCCGGUUUGAAGGUUACAUGGACUUCCGUGGGGCCGUUUACGAAGAAGUACUUUGUUAUUACGAAUGGCCAGAAGGCUGGCUGA